Molecule: messenger RNA, 4479 nt
Organism: Carassius gibelio (silver crucian carp)
Lineage: Eukaryota; Metazoa; Chordata; Actinopteri; Cypriniformes; Cyprinidae
Product: diacylglycerol O-acyltransferase 1
Exons: 17
Coding region: 155-1651 (498 amino acids)
Biological process (GO): triglyceride biosynthetic process
Cellular component (GO): endoplasmic reticulum membrane
Molecular function (GO): diacylglycerol O-acyltransferase activity
Source: RefSeq, a predicted model, not a curated record
CACCACGCUCAUUGCGCAACAUUUUUUACGCAGCGCGGAAGGCUUGCUGCGCCGCGUCCUGCUCGGUGCAACGCGCGGAUGAUACCAAAGAUCGGCGAAACGGGAAGAACAUGACAGAAACGAUGCCUCUGUUUGCUUCAUUAUAAUCGCGAACAUGGGCGACAGAAGCGAGAGGAGCUCGGCGAGGCGCAAGCGGAGAACCACGAUCUCCGGAGACGCGGCGGGAGCCCACGCGAAGCGCGGCGGCGCGGGAGAGACGCUCAGCGGGCAGCUGAAGGAGAAAGAGCAGAGGCACGAAACACCAGCGAAUAAACACAAGAAUCACAGCGAUGCUGGUCAUGACUCCUUCAGCUGCCAUAAGCUGCAGGAGUCGCUGCUCAGCUCCAACAGCGGCUACAGCAACUACAGAGGAAUCCUCAACUGGUGUGUGGUCAUGCUGGUUCUGUCCAAUGCACGGUUGGUCCUGGAGAACCUUAUAAAAUAUGGCAUUCUGGUGGACCCCAUCCAGAUCAUCUCUCUCUUCCUGAAGGACCCGUACAGCUGGCCGGCUCCGUGCCUGAUCAUUGUUUCCAACGUCUUUAUAAUGGCAGCUUUGUACAUAGAGAGAAAGCUAUCUGUGGGCACCGUCUCAGAGUGCACCGGAACAUUCCUUCACUGCAUCAAUCUUGCAGCUCUUUUAUUUGUCCCAGCCGGUACAGUUCUCAGUGUGUCCUCGAUGACCCCAGUGGGUGGUGUUGUGGCGUUGGGUGUCUUCACUGUUCUCUUCCUCAAGCUCUAUUCAUACAGAGAUGUCAACAAAUGGUGCAGAGAGAUCAGACGCGCCAAAGCCCGAACCCUGUCUCGCUCUCACUCCUGCCCAUCUGUGCACAAAGCCAACGGCACGACUGGAUACACACACGUGAGCUAUCCAGGAAACCUCACACACAGAGACAUUUAUUAUUUUAUUUUCGUUCCAACUCUGUGUUACGAGCUGAACUUCCCGCGGUCUCCCCGGAUCCGGAAGCGUUUCUUACUGCGUCGACUGCUUGAGAUGCUGUUUUUAAUGCAGUUAAUGAUUGGACUAAUACAGCAGUGGAUGGUUCCGACGAUUCAGAACUCAAUGAAACCUUUUCAGGACAUGGAUUUGUCCAGAAUAGUUGAACGUCUGCUGAAACUUGCGGUGCCCAAUCAUUUUAUCUGGCUCAUCUUUUUCUAUUGGUAUUUCCACUCCUCUAUGAACUUCGUAGCGGAGCUCCUGCAGUUUGGAGACCGCGAGUUUUACCGCGACUGGUGGAACUCUGAAACAAUUCCGUAUUUUUGGUCAAACUGGAACAUUCCUGUUCACAAGUGGUGCCUAAGACACUUUUAUAAGCCCAUGUUGGUGAAAGGAGUAAAUAAGUUAGCAGCUCAGUUAGCCGUGUUCUUCAUGUCGGCGUUUUUCCAUGAGUAUUUAGUGAGUGUUCCUCUAAAGAUGUUUCGCCUCUGGGCGUUUCUGGGAAUGAUGGCACAGAUCCCGCUCGCCUAUUUUGUGGGCCGAUUCUUGAGGGGAAACUAUGGCAAUGCUGCUGUCUGGAUGUCGCUGAUCAUCGGCCAGCCGAUCGCUGUGCUCAUGUACUUUCAUGACUAUUACGUGCUGCAUUAUGGGAAUACGGCAGAGGGCGUCGCGGCAUGACGCAAGCACUUCUGCAUUAAAGAAGUUGAAUGUAAAACAAUGCAUUUAUUUUUAGAAGGGAAAUUUUUCGAUUUUUAACAGACUUCAUCCCAAAUCGAAUGUGAUCAUUAUUCCGAAUGACUUGAGCAGGUGUGUUUUAUAACGUGCAAUCUAAUGUUAACACUGCCGAGCCAAAGCAGCACAUCAUUGCAAUGCCUUCUCAGUAAUAUUUCAUACUUGACAUUUUCAUACUAAGAUUAUCAAUCAAAGAGGCGCAAAAUCAAAAGUGCAUUUGUAUUUUUCCAAAUGCAUUUCAGAACUCAUUUAUGUCUCCAAUAUAAAUGUCAUGUUUUUUAUUCUCUGUGCUGUUGCUUUGGUAGUGCGAAUGACUGAAUCUGUGAGUUUUUGCACUUUAUUCAGAAAUGCAUGAUGUUUGUCAACCUUUUAAAGGUUCAUUUAAAGAAUGUAAAUGCUCUUAUGUUGAUUUCAAAACUUGUUGAUUUCAUGAGACGUGUUAAGUCAGUGCAUUAUAUCAGCAUUGUACAUGAAUCUGUGAAAUUUUUCAAGCCAAAAUUAUAUUAUGUGCCAUUUAAUUUGCCUGUAGUGUUAUUUAAAUGGGUUUUAAUGGGAUUCAAGUACCAAGGUGGCCUAAAAAGAUGUAAGAUGUUCUAGAGCAUGUACAUUUUCUCAACUCAAAUUUGAAAACUAUUUUGAGGAGUUUUUGUCUACUGAUUUUUUUAUUUCGGAAAGACAUUUCUCAAGACUUUGUAUGUAUCCCUCUCAGCUGCGUUUUUGUUCCUGUCAAAUCCAUCCUGGGCUGGUUGUGUAAACUACUUAGACUGGUACAAAAAAGUUAGAUUGGCCUAAUCUUAGUCAAAAAGUAAGACUGAUUUAAGACUGUCUAAGUUGGUCAAAGUAUUUCUUAAGACAGUCUUAUCAUAGUGGCUAUGUUUGUGUAACUGGCCCCUGCUUUAAAUAUCUUGAGCAUUUAAAGGAGCGGACAAUAAAACUGCAGCGUGCUUAUAAUAAACAAUGUUAUCAUCUGUUGGUUUGGACGCUUUGCAAUCUUUAUAGUUCGUAUUAUGAACGGUCCUUAACUUAAAAUACUACCACAUCACAACUAUAACAACAUAAGAUUUAUUCAAUAAAACCAUCGACAGCCAAUCAGAAUCCCUCUUGACUUUAAAGAGCACGAGCAUUGCGUAGCUAUGAUGCAUUGGGAACGCCCCUUGGCUGUGCCGAUUGUCUUAAGCCCGUAUGGAAUCAUGUCAAUCCGUCGGCUGAUGGCGCGGGUGCCACCACGAUGCCACAAGGUCGCCACUCUUAUACCAGCGACCGCACCAUCUGCUCCUCAGAUUUUCUUUCUUCAGAAGUGGUAAUUCUUUUUCAGAAGCGAUUUAUGUGGCCCGUAUUUUGGCAUCUUUCUCUUUUGCACUUUAGCGAUUGCCUUCAGUGAAACCUUGUUUCUCCUUGUGGUGAAGUGUUAUGAAGUUUCGUCGCUUCCAGUCGCCAUGCUCGACCUGCAUAGAAAGUGUGUUAGAUAUAUGGUUUUGUCACACAGGGGCGAGACUUUUUACAGUGCUUUGAACUGUAAUUUUGUCUCAAAACUUUUGGCAUGAGGCUUGCGGUUUUUGAGAAGGAGUUAUCCGUUUUCCGUUGGACGAAUUGCGUGAGUCCCAGUCCUGUAGCAUCCCUAAUUCUCAUACCUCAUAAAGAAAGCUGCCAUUUUUCAUACGCACACUGUCAGUGUUCCUUCCUGGGACUUAUCGUCUUGGAGGGCUUAUUGGAGUCUCCUGAACGAAUUCUUACCCUUAAGGUGAUGCUCCUGUUGGCGUUGGCUUCUAUCAAACGCAUAGGGGAUUUGCAGGCUCUCUCUGUUAGCGAGCCAUGCAUGGGGUUUGCUCCUGGCCUUGUUAAGGUAUUUCUAUGACCCAGGCCCGGUUAUGUUCCCAAGGUCUCUUUCUCAUCAUUUCGCUCCCAGGUGGUCGUGCUUCACUCCUUCUGUCCUCCUCCUUUUGCUUUGUUUGAGGACGAGAGGCUUCACGAGCUUUGAAGCUCUAUGUGGACCACUCUGGUCAAUGGAGCAAUUCCUCCCAAUUGUUGGUGUGUUUUGUUGCUGACUGCAGAGAGCUCAUCGCAUCAAAACAGGAUUUCUCAUUGGGUAAGGGAUGCUAUUUCACUUGCGUAUGAGGUCUCUCUUCGAUGCUAUGUAUUCAAGCUCAUUCUACCAAGAGUGUUGCUUCCUGUCAAGCUCUUUUCAGAGGAGUUCCCCUGGAGGAGAUCUGUGUGGCGGCAGGUUUUAUAGCUUGGAUUUAGAUGCGGCUCAUGGUUCCCAGAUUCUUUCAGCUUGAACCAGCUGUAACCACAAAUAAUGGACACCAAAUAAGAAAUCAGGCUGUAUUUUGCUAAAUACUUUUCUUAAAACUUGGUACUAGACUUUUGAGUGCAUCCUGUUGGUCAAAUGUUGUAAAUAUUUUUUUUUUAUAUUUUCUCAAAUAUUGUGAACAGAAAUCAUUGUUUUAUUGUCCUCUGAUUAUAUGGUUAAAACAUUUCGGCUGCUGCCGAGCUUGGACCCAUCAUUAUUAUUAUUCGGAUCUAGAUAACAGUUUUAGGUUGACUCAUAAUUUACCACGGUUAUGAUAAUACUGAGAUGUACAUUGUUGCUGCUGCAAUCAGGUUUGAUAACAGAUUUAUAGAAUUGUGUUUGAAGUACAAUUCAUUUGAGAGACAUUUAAUAAGCAGCCGAUUUUUCCAGUGAAAGUCAAAAUUUGUAACUGAAGACACGAUACGUUUUCCUUGCAGGUUUUAGCAGCUAAUGUUCCAGUUUAAUAAAUCUUUUAAAACAUCAG